CAGUCGUCUCUCACCGUCGGGGCCGGCGCGCGCGAUCUGUAAGGCAAAGAACGGUGGUGCGGGGCUGGGCCUUGAGUGACCAGACAGAAAUCAUCAUGAGUCAGUUUAACUUUGGAUCUGCUUCUGCUGGGGGAGGGUUCAACUUUGGCACUCCAAAGACAGCAGCCACCACAGCACCGACAGGCUAUUCCUUCACACCUGGCAGUGGAACAGGAUUCAGUUUUGGGACACCAACUCAGACCCCAGCAAGCACCCAGUCUACAGGUCUGUUCUCCCUGGCCACCCCUGCUACAUCUGCACAGGCUUCUGGAUUCAGUUUCGGAUCACCGGCCACAUCAACUGCAGCCCCAGCAGGAAAUGUAUUCUCGUUAGGGGGAAGUGUACCAAAGUUAAACUUGGGCAGCAGUGGCACCCCUCAGACUACAGUAAUCACUGGGGGGUUUGGACUUGCUAACAGUACCGCCCUUACCAGCUCUAUACCAAGCAGUGUGUCUUCAAGUCAAGUAGCAGCUCCUUCUGGCUUUGUUUUUGGCCCCACUACCACCACCACUGCUCAGGCUGGGACAACUGGAGGGUUCAACUUUGCCAGCAGCGGAACAGCUCAGACUGGAACCCCGAACUUUAAUAUCAGCUCUGUGGGAAAUACAACUCAGCAAGUAGCACCUACAGGGUUAACCUUUGGAGCAGCCCCAGCUGCUGCCACCAUUGCACCAACUACUGCACAACCAGCCACUGCCUUCAGUCUUGGGGGACAGUCCACAGGUUUAAAUUUUGGAAUACUGGCCUCGACAGCAGCCACCUCUGCACCCACAGGAACAUUGACAGCUACUACCAUCCAGGGACCUAGUUUAUCAUUUGGAACCAAACUCGGAGGCUUGACUGCAACAUCCACAGCUCCUACCACCACAGCUUCCCUUCUUGGUUCAUCUGGGCCUACUUUGUUUGCAUCCAUAGCAAGUUCUUCAGCGCCAAACUCCUCUGCUGCCACAGGCCUCUCACUUGGUGGCACCUCAACUGCAGCAACCAGUCUGGGUACUCUUGGAUUUGGAUUAAAGGUCCCUGGCACGACGACUGCUGCAACCAUCACUACCACGAGCACUUCUUCUGCCCCUAGCACAGGCUUUGCCUUGAAUCUUAAACCACUGACCACCACUGGUACCAUUGGUGCUGUGACUUCUACUGCUACUAUAGCCACCACAACAACCAGUGCUCCCCCAGUGAUGACUUAUGCUCAGCUGGAGAGUCUGAUUAAUAAAUGGAGCCUAGAACUGGAGGACCAGGAGAAACAUUUUCUUCAUCAGGCUACACAGGUCAAUGCCUGGGAUCGGACACUGAUUGAGAAUGGAGAGAAGAUUACUUCAUUACACAGAGAAGUGGAGAAAGUGAAGCUGGAUCAGAAGAGGUUGGAUCAGGAGCUUGAUUUCAUCCUGUCACAACAGAAGGAGCUGGAAGAUUUGCUGAUCCCUCUGGAGGAGUCUGUAAAGGAACAGAGUGGGACUAUCUACUUGCAGCACGCAGAUGAGGAGCGGGAGCGAACCUAUAAAUUGGCUGAAAACAUAGAUGCCCAGUUGAAGCGUAUGGCACAGGAUCUCAAAGACAUCAUUGAGCACCUGAACACAUCUGGGGGCCCUGCCGAUACCAGCGACCCACUCCAGCAGAUCUGUAAAAUUUUGAAUGCACACAUGGAUUCAUUGCAGUGGAUUGACCAGAACUCGGCCCUGCUGCAGAGGAAGGUAGAGGAGGUGACGAAGGUUUGUGAGAGCCGCCGAAAGGAACAGGAACGCAGUUUUCGGAUCACAUUCGAUUGAGUGAUCCAAGAAAUCUCUACUGCUGUAAUAUUCACUUGAUAGCCAUUUAUGUAAAAACUUAGGAAAAAUAGAGUAAAAAUUGUGAUAUCACGUUGUUUUUUGUUUCAAUAAAAUGCUUUUUCAUGCCAAACCUCCUAUUGUCUGCAAUAUCCACCUUACUGGAAUUCACAUUGACUCAUACCAUAGAGAUUGCUUGGAGGUUCAUAGUUCUGCAGCAUCUGUGUCCUUGUUCUGUGGUUUUUGUACAUAUGUUUCAUGUAUUUUACUCAGUUCUUGUUUGUUAUCUUUAGAGUGUUUUAAACUACAGUGAAGUCACAUGACUAACCUCUCCAGCUCAAUUUUGCUUUAAAAUUGGACUUAUGAUGAACUAUAUUAAGAUCUAAACUUAGUAUGUGCUAUUAAAAUAAUUUUAAAUAAUUCAAGCAGUACAUGUUUGCUGCUGAAGUUUUAAAGGAAGUCAGA
Messenger RNA from Terrapene triunguis (Three-toed box turtle), 2270 nucleotides. It is a transcript of the gene NUP62CL, whose product is annotated as nucleoporin 62 C-terminal like. The record is from RefSeq and is a predicted model, not a curated record. Gene Ontology annotation, cellular component: nuclear pore; nuclear pore central transport channel. The coding region runs from base 96 to 1808 and encodes 570 amino acids. Gene Ontology annotation, biological process: RNA export from nucleus; protein import into nucleus. Gene Ontology annotation, molecular function: phospholipid binding; structural constituent of nuclear pore. The transcript has 13 exons. NCBI's taxonomy places the organism in Eukaryota, Metazoa, Chordata, Testudines, Emydidae.